GGGUCGUGGCUUCCGAACCACUCCAUAUAAACGAAGACGUACGUGGUACAUACUGGAUCAGGGAUUCUCAUACCGAGGGGACAAAAUGGGCAUGUGGAUUAUUUUUGCCUCUGUAAUAUUAGGCCUUCAGAGUGUGUCUAGCCAGAGCACAAUAAGAUGGUGCACAAUUUCCACCCAAGAGCUGAAGAAAUGUAAAGCCAUGGCUGAGUCCUUCAACAAUGCAGCAAUCCGUCCCACGAUACAGUGUGUCAGUGAUGAGUCUGUCGAAGGAUGUAUGCGGAAGAUUGAAGAAAAAGAAGUUGAUGCCUUUUCAACAAGCGCUAAGGAUAUCUAUACCUUCAUGAAAGGAACUAACUUUAAAAUGGCUGCCACUGAAUCCAGUGAAGAGAGUGAUGGCACAACCUACUAUGCUGUGGCUGUGGUGAAAAAGAACACAGGCAUCAACAUUAACCAGUUGAAGGGCAGGAAGUCGUGUCACACAGGGAAGGGUCGUACAGCCGGCUGGCAGAUGCCUCUAGGAUACCUCGUCGACCAGAGCAAAAUGUCCAUCAUGGGCUGCCAAAUACCACAAGGGGUGGCCGAUUUCUUCAAUGCCAGCUGUAUUCCUGGGUCAAAAGGGGACUCUCCCUCCCUCUGCAGCCUCUGUAAAGGCAACAAAGAUGGGCAGUUUAAAUGUGACCCGACUGAAAACGAGCAAUACUAUAGUUACAACGGUGCCUUCAGGUGUUUGGCUGAAGGUGCAGGAGAGGUGGCCUUCAUAAAGCACACCACUGUUAGGGAGAACACAGACGGAAACGGAGAUCUGACGUGGACCGCUGGGCUGAAGUCUUCGGACUACGAACUGCUGUGUAGGGAUGGUACCAGGGCCCCAGUGACAGAACACCGCCGGUGCCACCUGGUCCGAGUACCAGGCAGAGGCAUUUUGGUCCAGUCUGACAUCAGUGGCAUGGUGGUCCACACUAUGCUGACAGAGGGACUGAGGAAGUCGGGUUUUAACAUGUUUUCAUCGUCUGCGUUUUCUGGCACAAACUUGCUAUUCAGUGAUUCGUCCACACAGUUCCUCUUGGCAGAGUCUAAUGAGCCUAUGUUGUGGAUGGGUCCAGUCUACCACAACGCCCUCAGAGCUCUGGACUGUACCCCAAAUGAGAUCCCCAAGUUACGUUGGUGUGUGUUAUCUGAGGGUGAGCAGGACAAAUGUGUGGACAUGGCUGAGGCUUUCAAUUCCCGGUCUCUGGUCCCCAGUAUCCAGUGUUUGAUGGGAAUUUCAGUGGAGGAUUGCAUGAAAAAGAUUCAGAAUAAAGAGGCAGACGCCAUCACCCUGGAUGGAGGCUACAUCUAUACAGCAGGGAAGACCUAUGGAUUGGUGCCUGCUGCCGGGGAGAGCUACACAGGGGACAGCGAUGGCAGUACCUACUACGCGGUAGCGGUUGUGAAGAAGUCAAACCGGGACAUCAACAAACUGGAGGACCUGAGAGGAAAGAGCUCCUGUCACACUGGCUAUGGUCGCACGGCCGGCUGGAACGUACCCAUGGGUCUGCUUAUAGAGAAGGGCCUCAUCAGGCCCCAAGAGUGUCAGAUACCCCAAGCCGCAGGAGGGUUCUUCAAGAGCAGCUGUGUGCCCGGCGCUAAUCUGCCCGGUCUCCCUAGCAACCUGUGUGGCCUAUGUGUUGGGGACGCCAGAGGGCAGAACAAGUGUGAGAAAAACAAGGACUUGUACGACGGAUAUGAUGGAGCUUUCAGGUGUUUGGCAUCCGGAGCUGGAGAGGUGGCUUUCAUCAAACACUCUACAGUGUUCCAGAACACUGAUGGGAACUCGACUGAGUCCUGGGCUAUUGACCUGAAGUCUAAGGACUUCCAGCUCCUGUGUCCCCAGGGCUCCCGGGCAGAGGUGACCCAGUUCCUCCACUGUAACCUGGCCCGGGUCCCUUCUCAUGCUGUCAUGGUUCGGCCUGAUACCAACAUUUACGCCAUCUAUGGCCUGCUGGACAAAGCACAGGUCCACUUCAGUAAAGACACAGGUUCAGAGUUCAAAAUGUUUGACUCGUCCAAGUACCAGGGAUCUGACCUCAUCUUCAAAGACUCUACAGUCAGUAUAAUUGGAGUGGCUGAUAGGAAGACCUUUGACCAGUGGCUGGGACAGGGCUACAUGGACUCACUCACCAACAUGGAAUGCAACUCCUCUGCUAAAGAUUUGUCAUCCGUUUCCCUGCUCCUCGUGGCUCUGCUGAGCUCCAUCUUCCUCCAGGCGUAAGACAUUAGUCCUUUCCCAAACCUUGUCUUUGCUUCACCGUCAGCCCCAGUCCCACCGUGAACAUGUCAACCCUAUAGGCCCUGUUCCAGUAGCAACCCAAAACUCCCACCCUGAAUAUUCCAGCCCCAGUCAUAAUCCCAGCUACCAGUACCUUACUCCCUUUGUAGUGAAUGUCUCUCUUCUGCCAAAGCACCAGCAAUAACCCUGCACGUUACCACCAAAUGAACCACGUGGCUUUACUGUCGUGUUAGUCUGCAUCCCUUUAUCUAGAUCUAAUUCAUGUCUUAAGGGAGUCUACUCAUCACUUGCACUGUCUUCAAAUUGUUUAGCCUUCACAUUACAUAUACAUAUAGGGUCGGCUUCGCAGACACAGAUUAAGCCUAGUCAAGGACAACAAAAAAAAUCUAGUUCCAUAGAAAACUCUAUUGAGCUUGUUUAUUUUUGUCCUAGACUAGGCUUAAUAAAGGCCCAUAAAGAUUACAUUACUGAAAAGAUUACACUUAUUGUGUAAGCAUCUAAAACCUGCUCAAGCCUGGAAUAAAAUAGGAAAUAUUUUACAGGACUAUUGUACACUUUUUAUGCCAGGAACAUCAACAUUGCUUUCUAUGUUUUGACUUCCUGAAUGGUUCAGUCUCGGUAUGGCGUUGAUAAACAAUUCACAGCCAAAUUCAGAAAUUCAGCAGUUUGAUUAAAAAACAAUGGAUAUACUAUGUGUCACAUAAUGAUUUCCAAAGAAAGAGCAUUAUUCCAAAUAAUUCACAGAUGUAGUGCUGUUGACACCAGGCAAUACCUCUGGGGUGUGAAAACAAACAUACAAUACAUUCAUGUUUUCCUUAGUAAUGUAGAGGUUAUUUUUCAAUGUUUUGUUUCACUUUGAAAAUGUGAAGUGUAGAUCUCAUCUUCAUUUGUUUAUCCGGUAUUGGGUCGCGGGGACAGCAGCUCCAGCAGGGGACCCCAAAACUUCCCUUUCCCGAGCCACAUAAGUGUAGGAAUAAAUCCAAAACAAUCCCUUUUAAAAUCCCUUUUAAGUUAGCUGUUAUAACAGUGCAGGUAAUGUGUAGGCCUUCACUAGGGGUUGUACUUUACUAUGAAGUGUUUGUAUCUUUGAUUGCUUUAUACUGUGUGAUGGCAAUUUCUAAAAUCCAAAUAGUUCUAUGAAAAUGGUAGGUAAGACAGGAGAAAUCAAUUGCGCAAU
This is a messenger RNA of Esox lucius (northern pike), 3446 nucleotides long. It is a transcript of the gene meltf, whose product is annotated as melanotransferrin. Lineage: Eukaryota; Metazoa; Chordata; Actinopteri; Esociformes; Esocidae. The coding region runs from base 86 to 2251 and encodes 721 amino acids. The record is from RefSeq and is a predicted model, not a curated record. The transcript is spliced from 16 exons. Gene Ontology annotation, cellular component: recycling endosome; early endosome; extracellular region. Gene Ontology annotation, biological process: iron ion transport.